Octopus sinensis (East Asian common octopus) is the source of this 4247-nucleotide messenger RNA. RefSeq names its product FYN-binding protein 1. Gene Ontology annotation, molecular function: protein binding. Bases 523 to 2199 code for a protein of 558 amino acids. NCBI's taxonomy places the organism in Eukaryota, Metazoa, Mollusca, Cephalopoda, Octopoda, Octopodidae. The transcript has 14 exons. Gene Ontology annotation, biological process: T cell receptor signaling pathway; protein localization to plasma membrane; integrin-mediated signaling pathway. The record is from RefSeq and is a predicted model, not a curated record. Gene Ontology annotation, cellular component: plasma membrane.
UUGUGCGUGUAUUAUAUACAUAUACAUGUGUGUUUGUGACUCGACAACCCCUGUCCCUGUUGUAGCUGGUUUUACCCAGGAAGAGUGUCAGUUGGCCAGACAAUAACAGGCCAACAGCGUGGCCAACUCUCAUCCAACUGAGAGAUAAAAAUAAACUAUAAAACUUGGGGUCAAAGAUCGACAAGUUUUAUACCCUAAUCCUAUGUGGUCAUUUAAACAUCCUGGACACAUUUACGACAGGAACUUGAACAAUUAGCUUGAUAUUUCACAUGAUCACACAUCGUACUUCGUUGUUCUGUGAUUAUAACGAAAGUUAUGGUAGUCUUAUUAAAACAAGGGAUCUAUAAUGUUAAAAAAGGUACACACGAAAAAAAGGAUUAAUUAAUAAUCAUUUAAAAACAAUAAUUGUUGUAAUUUAUGAAUUAACAAACCUAAAGAGACGAAUUUUACUGAAGAAACAGCAAUAUUUAAGUGGAGGUAUAAAGAGCUAAUUAACCAAAACAGUUAAUAAAUUCCUCAACCAUGGAGGGUCAGGGAAAUGUCACUGUUUCUGCUCUGAAAGCCCGAUUUGAUGCACCAUUGUCCAAUAAAACUGAAAUCAACACAACACGGAAAGUCGCUGAUAGAAAUUCUAAGUUCAAACCCCACACUACCACAGAUAAAAUAACAAACACAACAUCAACAACAAAACCUUCUCUCAAAACCUUGGAAUCUAAGAAUGUUUCUACUAUAGACCGGAAGAAUGUUUCGACACUUGAUCGGAAAUCCAUUUCAAGUUUAGAGCAGAAAUCAUUAUUGAAACAAGAAGAAUCGGGAAAAAAGUUGUUGAAUAAUAAAGUUGAGUCGUCCUGUGAUACACCUAACAGUAACUCAGUGAUAAACGGUGGAUCAUCUUCGGAGUCAGGAUCACGAUUAAGUAUCACAACAAAUAAGAUAAACAUUCCAGCUGCUUUUGCCUGUGAAACUACAAACACAACUUCAUCAAAACAACUUCAUGCGCGGAAGUCUCCUUACCAAACCAGUCGGCAGAACAGCCAGCAGAGCAAUCAUGAAAAUUCCACAGAAAGUCCCCAAACAAAGGUAAAUGCUUCCCCUAAACACGUAGUUCUUGACAAAGGAACCGCAAUGCGUGAUCCUGAAGAAAUAAAGUCCCUUGGAGGUAGUUUAAUUAAGAAGCGUACUGAACUUUUGACACAAGCAAUUCAUGGAAACACAGGAACUAAAAGUAAAGUGUCAGCGCCGCCAACUCCUGAACGAAGUGAUUCCCUCCCAAAAGGCUUUGAAUUAAAUAACAAAGAUGUGAUCAUAAGAAAGAGAGACAACAAAAAGUUUCAAUUAAUCAAUAAAUCAAAAUUACAAACUGUACAAAAAUGUCCUUCCAAACCCAGAAAACUGGAAUCCAAUGAAAUAAUAUUUCUGUUGAGACAAUAUGAGAAAGCAGUUGAAGAAUUAACAAAAUCUAAUGAUACAUCACAGGGGCAAGAGCGUUGUUCUCUAAUUCCUGACAUGACAGAAGAAGAAGAAGAAAUAGAAGACUCUACUUCAUCACAAAGCAGUAGCACUACCGGUUACCGACCAAUACCCCCUCCUCCUCGAAAACCCGUUGCUAGUUCUACCAGUUCUGACCAGACAUAUGAUGAUAUUGGGAAUACGCCAAGAGUUGAUGAAAGUGACGAUGCAUAUGAUGACUUAACUGACUUCCAGGAAAAUGAAAAGAAACGAGAGAAGGAACAGAAGGAACGGCGAGAUAAAGAAGAGAAGAAAAGGAAAGAAAAAGAAGAGAAGGAGAGGAGAAAGCAAGAGAAAGAAGAAAAGAAAAUGCGGGCCAAACUUAAAAUGGAUGGUACUGAACAGGUACUCAGCGAAGGAACUUACACAGGUGAAGUUUUUAAACCGGGCAAGCUGGAUCUCGCCAUUAAGAAAGGAGACAGAAUAAAUAUCCUUCGAAUGCAUAACAAUCCUGCAGGGAAGUGGCUGGCCAAAUCUGAGGAUGGUCGACUUGGAUACGUUGACUCACAGUUUGUCGAAAUUUGUGCAUCCAAUAUCAAAAAUGUCAUGGGAAUUGGUCACUCACAGACGCAGUCUUCAGAGUGUCCUGCAAGAUAUGGCUGGUAUUCUCUUUGUUAUGGAUUUUGUUACACUCCAGGAGAUGAAGAUGUUUCAGCUGAUGAUAUUUACGAAGAAAUUCCUAAAGUGUGAAAAACAUCUCAUUUAUUUUUCGUUGUCAAGAAGGAAAAAAGCAACAUUUCAGAGGAAACAAGAAUGUUGAAAACAACAGGCAAACAUUUUCAAAAAAAAAGAAAAGAAAAAAAACUAAGAUGUUAAAAACAAUACAUUUUCCAUCUGAGAAGGAGGAGAAGAACAAAAAGGAGAAAGAGAAGAAAAGAAAAACAAGAGGUGGGGGAGGAGAAAGAUGAAGAAAUGGGUUGGGAGGAGGAGAAAAACAAACAAAAAAAGAUUAAAAACAAUGGAAAAAAAACUAUUGACUGUAACAUUUAACAAGGUGAAGAAUCUAUCAUUUGUUAAAUGAGAUUAAAAUUCUACAAAAAUGGAUUACUGAACAAAUUUGGAUUAUGUACACAGCAAAUAUUAUUUCAUCUUUUUCUUAUUGGUGCUUUCAAUGUAAAAAAACAAUCACUUCUUGCCCCCAGUUUUUUUAACAUUUCAUUUAUAUAUGUAUAUGUUUAUAUAUGUAUAUAUGUGCAUAUAUAUACUUCUACAUCUUUGCAAAAAAAAUGUAUGUAUGUAUGUAUCUAUAUAUAUAUAUACACACAUAGACAUGUUUACACACACAUGCACACACACAUACACACAUAUAUAUAUAUAUAUAUGUCUGGCAUUAGCUUUUAUCAUCUUUAAGUCAUUCCUACUGAACUAAAAAAUUACAAUGACAGAAUAUAAAAUAUGAAAUAUAUUUGUCAAAAUUGUCAUUUUCAUUUCAUGUUGCUGCUAUUUGUACUUGUUAGGUGAAUACAGUUAAGGCUUUUAAUGUUAUUACUUGCUUGAAAGAGAAAAAGAGUGUGUCUGUGUGUGCAUGUCUGUAUAAAAUAUAUACAUAUAUAAGUCAUGUAUAUAUAUAGUAAUGCUUAUAAACAUAUAUGUAUGUAUGUAAUAUGUAUAUUCUAUGCAAAUAAGUAUUGUCUAUCUGCAUAUAUAUAUUUGUGCAUGUGUGUAUAUACAUAUAAUUUAUAUACAACAUGUCAUUUGGGACAAACUAUCUAAGUUUCUUGUCGAGAGAAAGGUACCUAGUUUGGCUUAGAUUAAGUUGUCACUCUCUUAUUGUAGCAAACACCAGGUUUUAUCAUCAAAACAGCUACUGGUAGGCUUUGGGGACUAACUCAAAGAUUGCCAGAAAAUGAUGGUUUCAGAUUGAUCUAAGCUAUGCCAGAUAUCAUUCUCUUGACAUGGAACUUACAUUGUUUGUUGUAAAUAAUAUGAUGUAUAUAGACUAUUAAUUGCUAAAUGUAUAAAUGUAUUGAGUGCUUUGUUUUUUUUAGUCUGUGAACAGAUGAAUAGUACGCUGUGUGUGUGUGUGUGUGUAAAGCACAACACAAGGAAAUAAUCUAAACAAAGUAAUAUUAGCUUUAUGCUGAAAUGAAGGAAAGCUCUUACACAUUCAUUUGUUUUUUCUUUCAUUAACAAAGGAUAAAGGAACGAAUUUAGAGGGAAGAAAAAGAAAAAAGUUCCUUGGAACAAGAUUUGUGUGUUGUUCAUCUGUUGACUAAAUGCAGUGCAGCAUGUCACAUCGUUUUUUUUUUUUUUGCGUUCUUUCUUUUUCCUUUGUUUUUCUUUCACGAAGAACAGACAGUCAAAAGGAGCAUUCUUCUUUUUAUUCAUUCCAACAUUAAACAAAUAUAAUAACUUUGUAUUUCCAUUGUUUGUUUGCUUGCAUUAUUCCCAAGAUAAUUCCUUGGAUUUUGGGCUAUGUUCACACAAAAAUUAAACCCUGUUCUUCUCAAAUGACUCUGUUCACAUUGCAUUGAAUCUAUGAUUGCACACACACACACACAAAUAUUAUAUAUAUAUAAUGUACCUUUUGUAUAAAAGCAUAAAGGAGUGUUAAUACAUGCUUCUGGUAGGUAUGUAACCACUCUAUCAUAGUAUGAGGAGUUUUAUGAAAUCGCUGCAUCUGCAUACAUCAACAUACACAUACACACUUAUGUAUGUCCAAUAAGUCCAGUCUUUUAAUUCAAAUAAAUCCAGGUAUUCAUCUUAGAAGAAAAUAAAAAAGCCCACCCAUUUUUCUU